Carassius gibelio (silver crucian carp) is the source of this 4169-nucleotide messenger RNA. Its product is annotated as cadherin-8-like. Bases 584 to 2977 code for a protein of 797 amino acids. The record is from RefSeq and is a predicted model, not a curated record. Gene Ontology annotation, biological process: multicellular organism development; calcium-dependent cell-cell adhesion; cell-cell junction assembly. The transcript has 12 exons. Gene Ontology annotation, molecular function: calcium ion binding; cadherin binding. Gene Ontology annotation, cellular component: adherens junction; axon terminus; synaptic cleft. NCBI's taxonomy places the organism in Eukaryota, Metazoa, Chordata, Actinopteri, Cypriniformes, Cyprinidae.
UCCACCAAACACCUCUCGUCCAUCUCUCCUCACUCCUUCACUCAGCGAGCGGGCAUGCCGGAGCUCACCGACACCCUGUCAACGCCAAGCCACUAUAAACUGAACGGAUCCUAAUUGUUCACAACCGCAUCUGCCAACUUAUUCUCCUUAUUUUCUUCUUGACCAUAUUCAAUUGACAGCAAAUUGACAGAAAGACAAGUGCCAGCAAGUGCGAAACAAGUCAGGUCUUUUUUUAUUUUUAUUUUUUAUUUAUUUUUCCUUCUCUGAUAUUUGUUUUGUAUCUCCUGUGAGUGGCAUGGAACGGAGGUCCGGAUGAGAUACAGUCUCUUACAUUGAUGAACCAACUAAUGGAUGUCACAUCGCAUCGCUGGUCUCCUAUCUCUGCAUUCUGGAGACCAAACAGAGUACACCCGUGACCCUCCUCGCAACAUGAACUCAAGCUGGGGUGUACGUAGAACAAAAGAGUAACCAUUCAGCUGUCUGUCUGCUGGUCGACCCCUGACUUUUGGGGGAAGCAAAAAAAAAAAAAAAAAAAAAAAAAAAAAAAAAAAAAAAAAACAGGCAAAGAGAAAAAAUUACCAAGAUGCUUAAACGAGGAGAGGAUAUGCAGCGAGAUCUAUGGACUUCUCUCCUGCUAGUAUGGAUUACUUGUGUGCCGUACUCUUCAAUGGCUUCAUUAAACAAUCAGUCACAAAGUUUACAAACGGUAUCAGCCAUGAUCCCACGAAACCGGCCAAGCGAAGGACAAAGAAUCCUCAGUCGUGCCAAGAGAGGAUGGGUUUGGAAUCAAAUGUUUGUGUUGGAGGAGUUCUCUGGACCCGAUCCAAUUCUGGUUGGCAGGCUCCAUACGGAUUUGGACAUGGGGAAUAAGAACAUCAAGUAUGUACUGGCAGGGGAAGGGGCGGGCACCAUCUUCGCAAUCAAUGAAAGGACGGGGGACAUUCACGCCAUGAAAAGGCUAGACAGGGAGGAGAAGGCUGAGUACACGCUCACGGCGCAGGUCAUCGACAGAGACUCCAACCAACCUCUGGAACCACCAUCAGAGUUCAUCAUCAAAGUGCAAGACAUCAAUGACAACCCCCCACAGUUCAUUGAGGGGCCUUACAAAGGUUCAGUGCCAGAGAUGUCCCAAGUGGGUACAUCAGUAACAAGAGUAACUGCAACUGACGCAGACGAUCCGGUGUAUGGAAACAGUGCCAGACUGGUCUACAGCAUUCUGGAAGGCCAACCUUAUUUCUCCAUCGACCAAACCACUGCAAUCAUUAGGGUGGCUCUGGCAGGGAUGGAUCGUGAAAUGAGAGAAGAGUAUCUUGUUGUCAUUCAAGCAAAAGACAUGGGAGGUCACAUGGGCGGCUUGUCAGGAACCACCACUGUGACAGUCACUCUUACAGAUAUCAACGAUAACCCACCAAAGUUCACAAAGGGCUCUUUUGAGUUCACUAUUCCUGAGGAUCUUGGCAUUGGGAAGCCUGGAGGAAGAGUAAAAGCGAAUGACAGAGACAUCGGGGAAAAUGCUAAAUCAGCUUACAGCAUCAUAGGUGGAGACGAGAGGGAUGUCUUUGAGAUUGUCACUGAUGCUCAGACUCAGGAGGGAAUCCUCAGACUCAAGAAGCCUCUGGACUUUGAGUCAAAAAAAUCCUACAACCUAACAGUGGUUGCGACCAACAUACGUGCCGAUUCGAUUACGGGUGGGCCCUACAUGGACCAAACCAUGGUCAAAAUCAUCAUUGAGGAUGCAGAUGAACCCCCUGUCUUCACACAGUCUACUUAUCUCUUCAACGUGCAUGAAAACGCUGCAAUCAACACAAUAAUAGGAGCGGUAGCGGCAAGAGACCAGGACGCCACACACAGCCAAGUCAGGUAUUUUAUUGAUAGGCACACAGAUUUAGAGAGGCAGUUUAACAUUAAUGUUGAUGACGGGAAGAUCACAUUAGCUAAACCUCUGGAUAGAGAGACGGAUAUGUGGCACAAUAUCACCGUGACAGCCACUGAAGUUCGAAACCACAGCCAGAUUUCAAGAGCCACAGUGGCAAUCAAAGUGUUGGACAUAAAUGACAACGCCCCUGAGUUCGCCACUGAGUACGAAGCCUUCCUUUGUGAAAACGGCAAACCUGGACAGGUGAUUCAAACCAUCAGCGCUGUGGACAAAGACAAUCCUUCCCAGGGACACACCUUCCACUACCGCCUGGAGAUACUCAACAAUCCCAAUUUCACCAUCAAAAACAAUUUAGAUAACUCAAUCAGCGUUCUUGCCAAGCACGAUUCCUUUCGGCGACAGAAACAGGAUACGUACCUCCUUCCCAUCGUCGUGACUGACGACGGCGAGCCUCCAAUGAGCAGCACGAACACUUUAACUAUCCGGGUGUGCGGCUGCAGCAGGGAAGGCACCGUGCAGUCAUGCAAUGUCGAAGCUUUUGUUCUUCCCAUUGGUCUUAGCAUGGGAGCUCUGAUUGCUAUUCUAGCUUGUAUAAUUCUACUUCUCGUUAUUGUGGUCUUGUUUGUGACAUUGAGGAGACACAAGAAUGAGCCUUUAAUCAUAAAAGAUGAUGAGGAUGUGAGGGAGAACAUCAUCCGUUACGAUGACGAGGGAGGUGGGGAGGAGGAUACGGAGGCCUUCGACAUUGCCACCCUGCAGAACCCAGAUGGCAUCAACGGCUACCUGCCCAGGAAGGACAUUAAGCCUGACCUGCAGUUCAUGCCCAGACAGGGUCAGCACUCAGGUCCAAAUGGAGUAGAUGUGGAUGAAUUCAUCAAUGUACGGCUUCACGAGGCAGACAACGAUCCCACUGCUCCACCAUACGACUCCAUCCAAAUCUACGGCUAUGAGGGCAGGGGCUCCAUCGCAGGCUCCCUGAGUUCCCUUGAAACAGCCUCCUCGGACUCAGACCAGAACUAUGACUACCUUCGAGAAUGGGGGCCACGCUUCAGAAGACUGGGUGAGCUCUAUUCUGUCUGUGAGAGCGACAAAGAAACUUGACCUCAAAGCGCUACGGACCUUUUGCUUUUGUUCACAUAACUUGUGUAUUAUGUUACGGGGAUGCUAGACACUGCUUUUAAAAGGGGUGGGAGUGGAAGUUUUCCUUUUUUAAACUUAAGAGAGACCUACUAGCAUUAGUCAUCUACCACAACAGAAAUAACCAGUGUCUAUAGUAGGAGGUCAAUGAUUCUUGUCGAGUGUGAGUUUAGAUUACUGUCAUUGAGUGUCUAGCAGUAUUUUGGGUAUUUGUUGUUUACUGUGAACAUCAGAAGCAUCAGAACCGUGAUUCUUGGUAGACGCUUGAAAAGACUGGAUGGAAAUAGGACUUUUGGACACCUUAUAGCCCGCUGUGGCAGGAGAAAAAGGACUGGACUGCAAGAGGCCUCAAAAUGACACUGCUCCCGAGCAACAACAUCUCUUGCCGUCAUUCAGAUGAAGGAACAUUAAAAAAGAUGGUAAACUAAAUAGCAAUAUAUUGUCUACAUUACUUAUGAAUGUAUGUGUGGUUUAACGCGAGCGCAAUGAAAAUACAUCACACUGGCUUUAGGAUCUGCCUGCUGAGAUAACAUUUGACCCUUUGAUACUAUGUGGCCAGAUUUCUUGAGUAAACUGGAAAAGCCUAUAGGCUUGCUUUAUACAACCCUUUGUAUCCAUAUGCUUUAAGUGUGGUUCACACUCUGAGAUGAUAAGACUGUGCAAGACAACAAGAGAAUUGUGGAAACAAUGAGGCCUUCGUUUUACAAAAGCAAGCAUUAAGUCAUAUGUCCAAUGUUUUUUUUUUUAGGAAAAUUUAUGGUGUUUCUUCAUUAUUGUGUAUGUUUUAUAUAAAUAUAUAAAUAUUAAUCGCCAGUCGUCUGUUUUGUGCUGCAGGUUUGAGUAUAUUUAUACUUUUUAUUUAUAUAUUUAUUUCAGCCAAAUUUUUAUUUUUAUUAACUUUUUAAUAUAACAUGUCAAGCUUUUCCUCUUAAGCUUUUUUCACUUUUCUGCAUCAGUUUUUUUUUUUUUUUUUUUUAAGGCUGAACUGAAUAUCUGUAUUGAAAUUCACAUAGUGAGAUUUGUUAACUACACUGUACUGUGAAAUCCACAGAGAAUUUGAUACUGACCCAGAAUGAUUAAUCAAUAGUACUUUGACACUGUGUGUGUGUGUGUGUGUGUGUGUGUGUGUGUGUGUGUGUGUGCGUGUGUGUGUGUG